Molecule: messenger RNA, 2311 nt
Organism: Harpia harpyja (harpy eagle)
Lineage: Eukaryota; Metazoa; Chordata; Aves; Accipitriformes; Accipitridae
Gene: NR0B1
Product: nuclear receptor subfamily 0 group B member 1
Exons: 3
Coding region: 214-906 (230 amino acids)
Biological process (GO): negative regulation of transcription by RNA polymerase II
Cellular component (GO): nucleus; cytoplasm
Molecular function (GO): transcription corepressor activity; transcription factor binding
Source: RefSeq, a predicted model, not a curated record
UCUCUCUUUUCCAGCCAGUAAAGAGUGUCUGCCCCUUUGAACCGCUGGUACAGCGCCUGCGGCUGCACACACACACGCACAGCCGCCGGCUAUAAAUUAGUUACGAGCCGGGCAGAGGGCGAGCAGUGCGCGUCUCCCAGCGGGCCGAGGCGGCGGGGACCGCUGCCGCCCCUCCGAGCCGACCGACCGACCGGGCUUCCACCCCGGGGUGCCAUGGCGUGCGUGGAGCGCUGCCGGUGCUGCGCGGAGAGCAGGCGGCACGGCAGCAUCCUCUACAACAUCCUGAGGAGCGAGGAGCGGGCGGCGCGGCCGGCGGGGCAGGGGCCGAGGCGGGGGCAGGCGUCCGGCGGCUGCCCGUGCGGGUCGCGGCGGCGGGUGGCCCUGAGGAGCCCGCAGGUGGCAUGCAAGGCGGCCUCGGCCGUGCUGGUGAAGACUCUGCGCUUCGUCCAGAACGUGCCCUGCUUCCAAGAGCUGCCCCUGGACGAGCAGCUCCUGCUGGUCCGCAGCUGCUGGGCGCCCCUGCUGGUGCUGGGGCUGGCGCAGGAGCGGGUGCACUUCGAGACGGUGGAGAGCGCCGAGCCCAGCAUGCUGCAGCGGAUCCUCACCACCCGGCGGCAGGGCGAGCAGACCCCGCCGCGGGCACCGCCGCCGGGCCGGCCUCACCACGGCCCCGGCGGCCCCCACCUGCCCUCGGCCGGCGAGAUUCAGGCUAUCAAGGGCUUCCUGGCCAAGUGCUGGAGCCUGGAUAUCAGCACCAAGGAGUACGCUUACCUCAAGGGGACGGUGCUCUUCAACCCGGAUCUACCUGGACUGCAGUGUACACGGUACAUUGAAGGACUGCAGAGGGAAGCACAACAAGCUCUAAAUGAACAUGUCAGACUCAUUCACAGAGUGUUUUUGGAAUAAGAUUACAGUCAUCAAAGCAAGCUUUAAGGUUGCGGAGAAUGUUCAUAUCCAAAGUCAACUGGCUGUUCUUUUACCAUGUCUCUGAAUAAAGAUCACACUUACGAUAUUGUACUUUCAAGGUGAGUAAUCGCUGCUUUUUCAAAAUAAGCAGCAGUCUAGGUUUACAUUUUAAACAUAGUUGGCAUACAGAAGGGGGAAAGAACAAGCCAUUUACUUCACAUAUUUCAGUAAUAUUAAAAUAGGGUACCGUAGUCAGUUCUGCUCAUAGUUCGGAUACUGGCUCUGUCAAAGGCUUACUGCAGUCAGUGAACUACUUCUAUUGACUUUAACUGAGUUGAAGUCUAUAAAGAAUAUUAAAAUAUUCACCUAAGGCUUUCUUCUGUAUGGGGAAAAUGCGUUAGGAAUAUUUUGAGACUUAAAGUAGCUUGGCCAACUUGUAACACUGGGAGUAAAACAUUCCAUUCUGCACACGUUGGGCUCCAGGAGAGGACAGUAACUCUAUUCCCCAAAAGAGCAAACAAACAAAAAUGCCUCUAAAAAUAUCCAAACAGCAGAUGCUGAACAGGGUCAGGAGAACUACUGGUAUGCACUCCAUGUUUUUCUUUGCUUUUCAUCUAGGUAAUUGCUAGCUAGGAUUUUGAAAGCCAGAUUCUUCAGGCUACUUUAUUCCUACAGAAAUACAAAAUUAUUAUGCUGAAACAUGGUGUACUUCUGGUACAUCCAUCAGAAUUUGUCAGCUAGCAUGAAGAUGUCUUAAUUAAGCAUCAAGCUUACACAUUCUUUUUUCUUUGUUUUGUUUUGUCUUGGCCUUGAUACUUUCUCCGAAAGCAGUUGUGUUUUUAUUGAAAAAAGUCCUAUUUUAAAAGGGAAAAUCAGUGAUUUAAGGGGGAUUUGUCUCAUGGUUUUCCUUUCUCUGUGUGCAGUUUUCUAGCCUUUCCCCUGGGGAAUAUUGGUAAAAAAUGGAGAGAGAAGUGCAACAGUGUUCCUGAAGUAAAAGUUACCAGUAACUCUAUGUAUCGUUCACAUAUACAUUAACCACUAGCAAUAGGAGGUGUUUUUUAAAACACAGUUAAUAAAAGUUGAGGCAGUUACUCUCCUUAAUAGGAGGUGUGUGGGGAAGAGAGGAACGCCUUUGAAGAGCUUUCUUUUGCUGCCACCUUGCGCAAAGGAUAAUCACAGCUCCUACACUCAGGUAAGGAGCAGGGGGGACACUUGUUAUCUUGUACCUACCCUACCUUUGGAGAGGUAGCCAACCGUUCCUAGGGGGACAAGUUCACCCAUAAGUAGUAUCACAGAUCUGGAUUGCCAUGGCAAUAAAAAUCUCAUCAUGGACUAGGAUGCUGUCACUAAGCAAACAAAACAAAGCAAGAAACACAACCUCCAUCCUGAAAAGCAAUGGUAUAGC